Molecule: messenger RNA, 987 nt
Organism: Eurypyga helias (sunbittern)
Lineage: Eukaryota; Metazoa; Chordata; Aves; Eurypygiformes; Eurypygidae
Gene: LRRC40
Product: leucine rich repeat containing 40
Exons: 8
Molecular function (GO): protein binding
Source: RefSeq, a predicted model, not a curated record
AUGCGCGUGUCCUGCCAUUUCCCGCAGCUCACCGUACUGCUGGCUGCUGCCGGCAGAUUUCCAUCAGCUUUGCCUCAACACGUGUGGCGGAUAAAUUUGGAUACCCCAGAGGAAGCUCAUCAGAAUCUCUCUUUCGGUGCUGCGGAUCGCUGGUGGGAGCAAACGGAUCUGACCAAGCUGAUACUCGCCUCGAACAAGCUGCAGUGCCUUUCAGACGAUGUCAAACUUCUGCCUGCGCUCACCGUUCUGGAUGUGCAUGAUAAUCAACUGACAUCACUGCCUUCUGCUUUAGGACAAUUAGAAAAUCUUCAGAAACUCGAUGUCAGCCACAACAAACUGAAAAGUAUCCCUGAAGAGUUGAUGCAGUUGUCACACUUGAAGAGCCUUCUCCUUCAUCACAACGAGCUGAGUCACUUGCCGGAUGGAUUUGGACAGCUUGUCAAUUUAGAAGAAUUAGAUCUGUCCAACAACCAUCUCACAGACAUUCCAACAAGCUUUGCUUUGCUCAUUAAUUUAGUGCGACUCAAUUUGGCCUGUAAUGAACUCAAGAACCUGCCUGCAGAUAUCAGUGCGAUGAAAAGCUUAAGGCAACUGGAUUGUACUAAAAACUACCUGGAAACAGUACCUUCUAAAUUAGCGACUAUGGCGUCCUUGGAACAACUUUACCUGAGAAAAAAUAAAUUGCGUUCCUUACCAGAAUUCCCCUCAUGCAAACUCCUGAAGGAAUUGCAUGCCGGUGAAAAUCAGAUUGAAAUAUUAAAUGCAGAGAAUCUGAAGCAUCUGAAUUCCCUCUCUGUACUGGAACUUAGAGACAACAAGAUAAAAUCAGUUCCUGAUGAAAUUACUCUGCUUCAGAAGCUGGAGCGGCUUGACCUCGCCAACAAUGAUAUCAGUAGAUUGCCUUACACCCUGGGGAACCUCCCGCAGCUCAAGUUCCUGGCGUUAGAGGGAAAUCCUUUGAGAACCAUUCGAAGAGACCUUCUGCAA